Molecule: messenger RNA, 924 nt
Organism: Diabrotica virgifera virgifera (western corn rootworm)
Lineage: Eukaryota; Metazoa; Arthropoda; Insecta; Coleoptera; Chrysomelidae
Exons: 2
Coding region: 306-779 (157 amino acids)
Source: RefSeq, a predicted model, not a curated record
CUGAAGUAGUACAUUUAAUCCUGAAGGUAAAGUUUAUGGCCCGACCGCAGGGAGGGCCAUAAUUUACCUGAAGGAUUAAAUGUACUUCAGUCGCAAGGUAUAUACGAUACUUUUCGUACUUCCGGUAUGAUUUUAUUAAUUAUUUCAAUAAUUUCAAUCAGUUUUUUCUCUCUUCAACUCAUUUAAUAAACUGUCUUUAAAAUAAGUUACCAUAGUAACAUUGCGUUGUGACAGUUAUAAUUUAGAAACAUUGUCAUUACUAGUGUCAUUGUAAAGAAACAUUGUUAUUGAUAAUUAUUGGUAUCAUGAGUGAAGAAGGUGUAUCUGAUAUUGAUAAAAGAGCAGCCGAAGUAGGUGAAGAAUUGUUACCACCGAAAUCUAGAAAACUAUACGAGCAGCAGUACGAUGCUUUUAAAAAGUGGUGCCGCUUAAAAAAUGUGAGACAACCUACUGAAAAUGCGCUGUUAGUCUACUUCGAUGAUAAAUCAAAAGCGGUUUGUGCCUCAACUCUCUGGGCACAUUACUCAAUGCUGAAAUCGGUUAUUAACAUUAGAGAAGAUAUUGAUAUAAGUAAAUUUCCAAAAUUAUUAGCUUUUUUGAAGAGAAGAAAUGAGGGAUUUAAGCCAAAGAAGUCAAGAAUUCUCACGUCUGAGCAGGUAGAUCAGUUCUUACGGGAGGCUCCGGAUGAUAAAUAUUUAAUGCUUAAGGUAAACUCGUCAGUUACCUGCUGCAUUAACCCAGGAAAGACUGGUCAAUAUGACGAACUGUCACAAUAUUAAUUUGAAUAUUAACGUUAAUUACCAUUCUAAUUAAUUAUAUUUUUCAAUAAAAUAUCCCUUAAAUUCGUUUGUUUGUGAUUUAAUCGUUCCGGGAGUUUCGUCAAUAUUUAAUCCCGGAGGGAUUAAAUGUAACACUUUAGUACAG